Messenger RNA from Balaenoptera acutorostrata (minke whale), 15998 nucleotides. It is a transcript of the gene LCOR, whose product is annotated as ligand dependent nuclear receptor corepressor. Lineage: Eukaryota; Metazoa; Chordata; Mammalia; Artiodactyla; Balaenopteridae. The transcript is spliced from 9 exons. The record is from RefSeq and is a predicted model, not a curated record. The coding region runs from base 543 to 5573 and encodes 1676 amino acids. Gene Ontology annotation, molecular function: DNA binding.
CUCUCUCCUUUCCUCCCUCCCUCCAGGCCCGGCGGCCCGGCGCCGCAGCUGGCUUAUUGUGGAGGCUCGCCGCGCGCCGCUGCCACUGGACCGGUGGCGGCGCCGCCGCCGGUGCCGCAGAGCCCAACGCGAGAGCUGGGGGGCGUGCUUGGCCGCGGCUCGACCCCCUGCUCCGCUCUGGCCGGCGCCUUCCGCAUCGCACGCCGCCCCUCCCCCACGUGCCGCGGCGGCGCGCGCCCGUGUCCCCGCGUGCACGGGCGGCGGGCGGGCGCUCGGGCGUGUGCGAGGCGUGAGGUGGAGAUGGGGGCGGAGGGAGCCGGAGCUGUCACAGGCCCCGGGUCCGCCUGACGGAGCCAAGUGGGGUGUCAUGGCCGCGGGGGGCAGCGGCUGCACUUCCUCUGCGGGCGGCGGCGGCGGCAGCGGCCGGGGAGUUAAUCCUCGACGCUCGGGUCCCGUUUCCCUCUGUGCGGCGGCCGGCGGGACCAUAAGGGCUUAACUCAUAUAUUUAACCCCCCUCCAAAAAGGUUUCGUUGGAAGGAAUUAUGCAAAUCCUGCUUUCUGGUGUCCAUUCAGCGGCAAUUUCAUGCGGGUUUGAAAGUAUUCUUGAAGGGCUGUUUGGACCUGCAUUAUUAAAAGAUCUCAGUUUAUUUAAAGACUGUGAACCUGAAAGCAUUUCUGAUUGGACUUUUGAUGAAAAUUGUCUGUUCUGUUGCUUGAGAAGAGAUAAAGUAAAGGGACACUUAGUCGGUCUGGAUGAACCAGCUUCGGGAGCUGGGCAAGAAGCUCUGCUUAAACGAGAGCAAGCAAAACUCAUUCGAUUCGAGAGACAAGCAGAAGAGUUCCUCAAUGCAGUCUUUUGUAGAAAAGACAGUCCCUGGGUCUCCGACCCCAAUAUUCCCCUAGUGGCCCGUGAGAUCAUGCAGCGAAUGAUCCAACAAUUUGCUGCUGAAUAUACCUCAAAAAAUAGCUCUACUCAGGACCCCAGCCAGCCCAAUAGCACAAAGAACCAAAGCCUGCUGAAAGCAUCUCCAGUCACCACCUCUCCCACGGCUGCAACUACUCAGAACCCUGUGCUCAGCAAACUUCUCAUGGCUGACCAAGACUCACCUCUGGACCUUACUGUCAGAAAGUCUCAGUCAGAACCUAGCGAACAAGACGGUGUACUUGAUCUGUCCACUAAGAAAAGUCCAUGUGCUGGCAGCACUUCCCUGAGCCACUCUCCAGGUUGCUCCAGUACUCAAGGGAACGGUGAGAACUCAGCAGAGGCAAUAGCAGUAGAUUCUAACAAUCAGUCGAAGUCCCCACUGGAGAAGUUUAUGGUCAAACUGUGCACUCAUCAUCAGAAGCAGUUCAUUCGUGUUCUGAACGAUCUGUACACUGAAUCUCAGCCAGGCACCGAGGACCUGCCACCUUCGGAUUCUGGAACAAUGGAUGCCUCCACCUGCAAUGCUGGCUGUGCCCAGCUUGGCACCAAACAUAAGGAAAAGGAUGCUAUGUGUCUCAAUAUGAAGUCUUCUACUUCUGUAGAGUUGUUCGUAGACUCAUCAGGCUCUCACAGCCCUCAACACUUGACAGAACAGGCCCUAAAGGAGCCUCCUCCCGAGACAAACUCUGUAGAUGGAAGAGAGAAUACUUUGACUGUUGUCCAAAAAGAUUCCUCUGAACUUCCAACCACUAAACCUAAUUCAAUGGAUAGUUCCACUCUGGGAUACCUCACUGCAUCUAAUUCUUCCUCAGUAAACUUCCACCACAUCUCUAAGAGCUUGGAGGGGCAAACCACUGGACAGGAGCAAGACACAGAUGUGAAAAUAUGCAAGGAUGGUAAAGACCACGUGCAGAGUUCAGCUUUAGUAGAAAAUCUAAUUGCAGUAAAAGUGGCAACUGAGAAUAGUGAGGAGAGCAACAGCUGUAUUGUUUCUCAAAGAAAUUCAUUCAAAGCUUUAUCAGAAGAGGCUUGGGACUCAGGGUUUAUGGGGAAUUCACCUAGAACUGCUGACAAAGAGAAUGCUUUACAGUGUAGCUCAAAAACACCUUUACGCCAGGACUUAGAGGCAAGUGAACAAGAUUCAAGGCCAAAGCAAGAGAACCAUCUUCACUCAUUAGGAAGAAAUAAAAUGGGUUACCACUUACAGCCCAGUGAUAAGAGCCAGUUUGAUCAUUCCAAAGACGGUUGGUUAGCCCCCAGCCCCAUGCCACCUGUACACAAAGCAUCUAAUGGACAUUCACGAACCAAGAUGCUUUCAACCUCCAUUAAGACAGCUCGGAAAAGUAAAAGGGCAUCAGGGUUGAGGAUAAACGAUUAUGAUAACCAAUGUGAUGUCGUUUAUAUCAGCCAGCCAAUAACAGAAUGCCACUUUGAGAAUCAACGAUCGAUAUUAUCUUCUCGGAAAACAGCCAGGAAGAGUACUCGAGGAUACUUUUUCAAUGGUGAUUGUUGUGAGCUGCCAACUGUUCGCACACUGGCCAGGAAUUUACACUCCCAAGAAAAAGCAAGCUGCUCAACACUGGCCUCCGAGGCAGUGGUCACUCCCAAGCAGACCCUUAUCAUUUCAGCACCUCAGCCUACAAUAGAUGUGCAGCAUCCCAGAGAAGACAACCCUGAAGAACCUAGUAAAGAAAUAACCUCCCUCAAGGAAGGAGACAGAGAUGCAUCAUCUGAAAAGGAAUCUCAAGAGCCUGAGGUUUGCCCUGUGACAAAUAACGCAAACCCAAGCAGCUCCUCUAGAUCAAAGGAAACAGCAGCCUCCAGCCCAGUGUGGUCUCUCCCUGCUCACCUUCCUGAAGAGGAUCUUCCAGAAGGCAGCUCCGCGGUCUCAGCUCCCACAGGAAGUGGGAUAUCUUCCCCUGAACGAGAUCAACAGCCAGUUGAACUGCUAGAUACAAAGGAGAUGAGUGUACCCCAAGACUGUCCCCUGCUUCCCUCCACAGAGAGCCUUUCUGAGGGAGGCAGUGAAGAUGUUGUUCCUAGGCCUUGUUCCCCUCCUGAAACAGUAAGUAGAGAGGAAAGUCCUCUGUGCUCAGAAAAUCAAAGUCCCCCAGUGGGCUUGGAGCCUCCCACAAGCCUGGGAAAGGCUGAGGAAGACCAAAGCAUCGGUACUGAGGCUGAGACCGAAGACACUCAGGAGUUAGAUACUGACCCACUCUUGAAGGAAAGCAGCACUUUGACUAAUGAAAACCCCAGUGAAAUUGAGGAAAGGGAGGCACCAGGUGGUACAGGAAAAUUCGAGGGAGAGGAUGGUGAUGUAAAACAUCCUCCAGAAAAAGAUAUGUGUGGUCAAAACAUUGACUCACCUGAAGAGAAUCUGGACAAGAAGAAAAAAGGUAAAAAAUUCCCCGAGGCCUCUGAUAGGUGCCUAAGAAGUCAACUUUCAGAUUCUUCCUCUGCCGAUAGGUGCCUAAGAAAUCAAAGUUCAGAUUCUUCCUCUGCUUGUGCUGAGAUCAAGGUUUCUAAAAAUCCUGGUGCAAAACGUUCUAAAAAAGAAGGGUAUCCUGGUGGGACAGCACCUGAGAGCUUCCUGACUGAAGGUUUCCAUACAAAAGCUCUGGAGGACACUGAAAACCCAAAUGUCAAAGAAAACCCCUCUGAGAAAGAUGCUGAGCAGGAGGGCGAAGGAGGUGGGAUGAUCACCAGGCAGACUUUUAAAAACAUGCUAGCAAAAGAAGUCAAGGGGGAAGAAGAAGGUAUUUUCCCCAGCAGUGAUCCCUUAGCCACAGUUGGCCAGCCCCUGCCUGGAGAGAAACUGGAAAUCUAUGUUCAGUCUAAAUUAGGUGAGAACAGUACUCAAGACCCCUCUGAAAGCAUUCCUUGUACGUUCCCAGAACAAUCAAAAGAGAAGCCGGGACCUAUUCCUGCACAAGAGACGGAAGAGGUUGUAAAUAAUAUAGAUAGUGCAGACAGCCCGCAUAAAGAUGAUGAUAGUGACGUGCUAUCUAGCACAGUUGGAUUGUCAAGUAGUAGAAGUGAUGACGCUGCUGGGCCCCCAAAAUGGGUCCCAAGGCUUACAAGACUGACCUCCUCAACCUACAACCUAAGACAUGCUCAUGCUCUGGACUCCUUGGAUACUAUGAAAGUGACUUCCGAAAAGGAAGCAGCACAAGGAAACACAAUCCCAAAGGAAAAUGAAACUUCAGAGAGUGGAGAUCCCGUAGACGAGGAUGAGGUGGACACAAUGGUAGACGACCAGCCAAAGUUUGUAGAAUGGUGUGCUGAGGAGGAGAACCAAGAGCUCAUCGCCAACUUCAAUGCCCAGUACAUGAAAGUUCAGAAGGGCUGGAUCCAGCUGGAGAAAGAAGCCCAGCCAACACCAAGAGCAAGGAACAAGUCAGAUAAGCUGAAGGAAAUUUGGAAAAGCAAGAAAAGGUCACGGAAAUGUCGGGGUUCACUGGAGGUUCAAAAGUUUUCUCCUGUUCAGAUGCUGUUUAUGACAAACUUUAAAUUAUCUAAUGUUUGCAAGUGGUUCUUAGAGACAACUGAAACCCGGUCUCUGGUAAUUGUGAAGAAGCUCAAUACUCGUCUUCCAGGAGACAUCCCACCUGUCAAGCAUCCUCUUCAGAAGUACUCUCCUUCCAGCCUGUACCCCAGUUCACUACAGGCUGAACGCUUGAAAAAACACUUGAAGAAAUUUCCCGGAGCUACUCCUGCUAGGAACAAUUGGAAAACACAGAAGCUCUGGGCUAAAUUUCGAGAGGAUCCUGACCAAGUGGCGCCGGAGGAUGACAGUGACGUUAGCCUCAGCCCCAACCCUGAAGACAGCAUAGAGGAGGUCAAGGACGGUAGAAAUAGCCAUCCUCCCACAAACUCACCCACCCCUGCCAGUACCCGGAUCCUUAGAAAAUAUUCCAACAUUCGAGGAAAGCUCAGAGCCCAGCAGCGUUUGAUCAAGAACGAGAAAGCGGAAAGCCCAUUUGGUCCGGCUGUGGAAAGUAAACAGAGUUGUAAGAGUGUAUGCAUCAACCCUCUGAUGUCCCCCAAGCUUGCCCUGCAAGUAGGUGCAGAUGGGUUUCCUGUUAAGCCCAAGAGUACCGAUGGAAUGAAGGGAAGGAAAGGGAAGCAGAUGUCUGAAAUCUCGCCGAAAGCAGAAGUUCAGAAUAAACGCAAGAGGACAGAAGGCGGCAGCACUCAGGACAGGAAGGACAAGGGAGCUGCGAUGAAGGCCAGCAAAGAAAAGCACGUUGAUGGAUCCACCAGAGCCCCCGCUGCCAAGAAGCCAGCUGCAAGGGACAGAAUCAGCCAACUGCCCAAAAAGACGACUUUGAAAGAGAGGAAAGUGAAGAUCCCUAAAAAGUCACCUGGGAAGAGCUGCCCUCCCUCCAGGAAAGAAAAAGAGAAUACAAACAAAAGGCCUACCCAGCCCUCCCCCUCGGAGAUGGUGACAAAACCUGCAAAGCAAAAAGGGGCAGGUGAGUCCUCUUCAAGGCCACAGAAAGCCACAAAUAGGAAGCAGAGCAGUGGAAAGACUCGGGCCAGACCCUCGACGAAAACCCCAGAGAACAGUGCAGCCCAGAGAAAGCGAAAGCUGAAGGCAAAGCUGGACUCUUCCCACAGCAAACGGAGGCGGAUGGAUACAAAGUGAUUGGAAGGGCAGUAUUCAAGUGUUAAAACUGUUCUAUAGAAGUAACCCUUUAUUUUGCAUUAACUAAAUCUGCUUUUAUAAGCUUAUCAAGCCUUUCAAAUCUGCAGUUAAUGGAGAACACCACAAUUUAAGAUGUCAGAAAUUGCGUCUCAGAUGGAGAAGGGAACUUGCAGAGUCUUUCUCUGAGGCUGAGUAAGGGAAGUUAUAUAUUAUAUUCUGGUUGUUCCUUGGGUUUUAAACUUGGAACCAAGCAGUUUUAGUUUUUAAAAGUACAGUGCCUUAUUUAUCCUUUUUGUUUUUAAAUUUACAAAAGCUAAAAAGCUGAUCUAUGUGAUUAAAGGCUUGUAUUUUAUACUUGAUGCACAAGCACUUGUACUGUAGCCGAGAAGACCACCAUCAUGCACAUCAAAGUAGCUUUUCAGCAGCCACCCUGCAGUAUCUGUACGUGAACAGAUGCUCCUCUUUGCAAACCCCAGCAGUGAACUUCCCUCUGUCUUGUUUGUUUAAAUGGUAUUUGCAAGCUAAACCAAAUCAUUUUUAUGGUAUGUGGAGAAUGCAGAGGGAAUUUAUAAUUAUUAUAAAAGAUUAAUAUUUCUGUUACCCCAUUUUAAAAAUUCAUAUUCAUUGUUGGUCACUCAUCUCUGAUCUUUUGUCAUUUGAAGAAAUGUAUUCUAAAUUAUGUGCCCAUGGGACAAGAGGUGUGUCACAAGGUGUUAAUAUUGAUUUACGGGCUCUAAAAGUUAUUCACAUCCCCCAAAUUAUUUGCAUUACUGAUUCUUAUCAUCCUUUUCAUUUUUGGCCUUGCAGGAUUGCUAGCACACUAAUGAGGUUUUCAUCCUACUUUGGGGGAAAAAAAAACAAAACUAGGAUCUUUUUUCCAUCUUGUAGCCGUAAUUUGACAAUUAGGAUAAGAGUGACUGUUCUGAUUUUUUCCUUGCCCUGAGUACUUCCAUAGUCAAAGAAAGCCAAAAUGUUAUUUUCAGUAAUAGAAAAGUUUAAGACGUGUGUGUGUAUGUUUGGGUGCAUUUGCAUGUGGAUAUAAGCCACAAAUGUCUCCCAAUCCCAGUUUUACAGUAAAAUUCUUUCUUCUCCAUGCAGUGUGAUAGGGUGUUCAUGAGCUGAGUCAUUAGCAUAUGCCAGAUGACUUAAAUGUAGCCCAGGGUCUGUAUGAGUAUCCCCCAAAUCACUAUGGCAGCAGACUCAGAGAGGUGUAAACAACACAGAAUUGUAUAAAGGUCAGAGCAACCUUGCAGUUGGAGAAAGUAGCACCAACAUCUCAUGGUGUGCCCAUACACACCCCUGUACCAGGAGCUAAUGUUCAGCUGGUAUUCCAAUGUGAAAUGUACAUGGUUAGAGUAGUAGGUGCCCUUUCUGAUCGGUUAGCACCAUACUAGCAGUUAAUACUUGUAGUAUCACAGUGGCCUCUGUCAUGUCAGGCUCUGUUUCAUGGCUCAAAAGUGCGAGCUGCAAUAUUUGUAAUUGAUGUUGUUUGAGGUCUAAGAUGGGUACAUUGGCUUUACCUUGGUGCCUAUAACAUUGCUCCAUUAUAACAUAGUGUGUACUCGACAUCUCCAUUGGGCCACUCUACCAGUAAGACUUGGUUGCUAAAGCCUCAGCCAGCUUCUCUAACAUGCUCUCUCCCCAGAAUAGGCUUGUAUGGAUAGCUGCUACUCUCUCCUUUUUAUUAAAAAUGUUUCCAUUCAUAUUGCUUCAGAUCUGUUUGGAUUAACCCAGAGGUACCUUUAUUCAUGCAUUAGUUCAUUCAAAUCAUGAUAAAACAGGUUUUCUACCCAUUCUGUUAAAGUUUUGCUGUAUAUAAUGAAAACUUCUGAUUGGAUAGGACUGGAGAAAAGCAUUUGAUUCAUGGGAAACUGAAAAUUGUGUUGAAUUUUAUAGAUAGUGAAGUUUACUAUCUUCCAUGAAGCCUUGAUUUUUUUUCCUAGUGUCUCCUCUAUCCCAUGAGUCUUUUUUUUUUUUUUUUUCCUUUUUAGUAUCUUUGACUUUGGCCAUUCAGGAGCUACCUGUAUUAAUGAAACUGCUGAGUGUGUAUGUUGGCAACCUUUCUCAGCAUUAAGUUGCACAGAAGCAUUAACCUGUUUUAAGUAGGUUCAUUUAAUCUAUAAAAGUGGUUUUAAAGUUUUUAAAAAGUCUUUUCAUAUAGUCGUCACUGGAUAUUGUUUUUGCGGUGACUUAAACGGUGGCGGUUUGCCCGUGUCAGGUGUGCUGAUCCCUGUACAUAUGUUCAAGGUGCCCCCUUAGCUGCAUAUAGACCACUUUGGAAGGGUGCUUGCAUUAGGUUAGGGAUGUGAGGCUGUAAGUGGGUGGUACUUUUCCAGUUGCCGGUUGAUAAUUCAUUCCAUUACUUUUCUAAGUUCUUUUUCAUUUUUAAAAGCUUACUUCAAGAUAAUAGCCUUCUCUCCCAUUCUAGGCGGCAUUUGAGAUAAGGUAUCAAUGUUUAUGUAUUCAUUUUAUACACCUUACAAUGCAAUGGAUCAUCUUUAAAAUCAACUUACACUUUAUAGUAGACCACAUUUAAAUAGACUGGGAUUCUACACAAUUAAGACACUUAAAAGUUUAGAAUUAUUUUUAUAUUUGUUGAAUCUCAUUUUUGCUGAUUCAGUUAACUUUACUAAUAGAAGAAAGAAAAAAAAGCAAACUUGAGGGCCGACUCUGGAAGCCCUUUUACACUUACAACAGAUGCUGGCAAACCUGUCUCCCAGACACCUCCAAGCCUUGGUUUCAUCUCAAGUCUCCCCUUGUUUUCCCUCUCUUGCAAAGACCUCCUUCCUAUAGCCGUUGUCACAGUGUGGCUUGCCACUCGAUGCAAAGGCAGUCUGUCCCACCUUCUGGAUUCCAAAUGUGAAAGGAAUUCUCCUCCUGGGCCUGUACUCAGUGAAGUGACUGUUGGAGCUGAUGUUGAUGACCAGAGAACAUUGGUAUUUCCUCUGAGCUUCUGGAAGAGCUGGAAGACACCUGGGAAGCAAUCACUGAAGCUCUACCAUAGCUCCCCAGAGGUGGGCCCUCUUCAGGAGACCCAUUUCUAUCUCCCAUUUUCUAUCCCCUGAGGCUCCCUGGGUUUGGGAGGACAGCAUGGAGACUGUACCCUCAGUUGGGGUCCAGGGCCUCACCCCUAGCACUUCCUCAGACGUGUAGCAAUCUUGCAGCGCAGCAGGAAGGCCAUGAACCUUUGUUCUGCUUUUGAGGCUUCUUAUAUACAAAUGUUAUUAAUGUCUGUUAACCUGCAGUUGCUAGUCCCUUGGCUCCCUUAGGUAGGCCAAUUCUGCUGUGUCUGUACUUCAUUAAAGACUUCUACACAAGCCUUAUUUAAAAAACAAACUUAGGCUGUGGGUUUCAUACCUCAUUGUUCCUGCGUAGUAUAGAUAGGUGUUAGUCAUCCUUUCACAAAGGUGGUGCUUUUAAUAGGAUCCUCUAUGCAUCACAUACUGUGCAGGUGAAUUUCUCACUGUUCAGACAGGUCAUCAGUAAAACAUCACUUCAAGAUGGUCAUUUUGAAUUGAAGGUUGGACUCUUUUCUCCCUUGUGAUGAAUUCUGUAGUGAUGACUGAAGCUGUCACCAUUAUUUGUGGGCAGUUUGCCUGUUGAUCAAUGGACCUAAGAGCCAAGUAGGAAAGGGCAACAUGCUAUGUGAGGCAAGCUGGAGAUGCUGUAGUGUCACCCUCAGUGAGUCUGGCGUCUUGUCACUGCCCCCGGGACUGGGCUAGAGUUUCCCAAGGUGCUGGCCCAAGUUGCCACACCCACUUCUUUUGGUUUUAGGUCAGCCCAUGUAGGGUCUCAUUUGGCCGACAGAUGAUCUUUCACAGGUCUGCAAACUGUGGGCUGGUCAUUCUUCUGUAAAUAAAAGUUUUUUGGAACAUAGCCACUCCCAUUUGUUUAUGUAUUGUCUCUGGCUGCUUUCCAGCAGAGUUGGGCAUCUGCAACAGAGACCACAUGACCCACAAAAGCCUAAAAUAUUUACUACCUGGACCUUUAAGGAAAAGUUUGCUGACCCAUGCUUGAGAAAAGAAUCUUUUUUUCAGGAAAAAAAGCUUCCCUGGUUUAUCUUCUCCUUUCUUCUGCCUCUUCUCCUGUCUUCUUCUUUUCUUCUCCUUCCUCCUUAUCUUACCUCAAUUUUGUUCUUUUUACAUGUCUUUAUUUUUUCUUGCUACAAAAAAGACACAUUAUAUUGCCACAGCACAUCAGAUACCAUCUCCUGAAACUUGAGCUACCUUAGCGUCACAUCCUGUUAGAAUCACCCAUCACAGUGGCCAAAUCGAGGCCACCUUAACCUCUAGAGUCAGAAUCCAUGAGCAACUAGGAAUUCAGAGUUCUAACAUGAUGUGGCCUGGGCCUCUCCUUUCAUUCAGUUUUUAUCAUACACCUGACUCUGGCUUCACUUCUUGUUUAUUACUAAAGUAAGCCAAAUUUUGUUUCUUUCAAAAUUAGUUGAGACAACUUUAGGUGGAUGUUCAGUUUUCUGAACCUUACAUUUAGAUAUGGAAAAACCUUUUCACAGAGAGGAAACAAAGUCUAAUCAUAAACCCAAGGCAUUGUUUAUUAUGUAAUAUUUUUGGCCAGCUUCUAGGAAAAUAAAAAAUGUAUUGGCACUGAUACUUUUUUCAGUCACCUACUCUUCUUUCAAAAUAAUUUUAUUAAAGGCACGCCAAUAACUGAAAGAUAGAGGCUUGAAGUGCUUUAGAAAGACUAAUAGAAAAUUGGAGCCUAUUAUAACCUGAGUGUGACUGAGAAGUUAUGGAUGAUUAGAUUAAAUCCUGUCAACUGCCAAGGUUUUGUCUUCCCCUCCCCCAAAACUCAAGGAUCUGUUUCUCAGUCGCUCUAAAACAGUGACUGUUCCGUUUGUUUUGAAACAGAUAAUUAUCAUUUUGAAUUCUUAACUAUGAAUUUUUAUCUUCUUAUGGCUCGGUAUCCACUGAAAUAUUGGAAAAUUUUCUGAGUGUGAAAUCAUGUCUAUGUAAGGCAUCAGCAAAGCAAUCCUCACAUCCCAGCAGUAAAUACUCUACCCCAGGCUUGCUCCCAAGUCCUUUUCAGGGAGAAAGAGAAAAUAAAAAGAUGAUUGUAUUUAAUACAAGCAGAAUUAUGGGAAGCCUUUUGAGACAGCCUUCGAUAUAGUUCAUCCCUUGAAAUGUCAGAACAAACUGCUGUAUUCUACAGUGGACAGAUUGGAAGACAUCUUCCAAUGUUCCAGGGAACCACCUGAGUCACUUUGCAGGCGUCCUUGCUCAUGCUUCUGCCCUUGGAAUUGAGCCACAGCUGGCCAGUUCCUUGCAUUACCUUCCUUUUGAUCAUUUUCCCAGAGCCUUGGUGGUUUAUGUUAGUGCUCAGAGGGGCAGGUGUGCGGUCAUGCUCGCCAGUGAGCAAAGUGACACAGAGGCUUUCUCACCUGCCUGGGACCAUUCCAUUUAACAUGAGGUGCUCAGUAGGCAAGCCACAUGGAAGUAGAUUGCUUAUUAAAAAAAGAACCACUUGCCCAUGGUUUUAUAAUAUACCAGAGAUUGGAGGAAUGCAUUGUACCUUGUUUUUUUAAGGGUUAUGUUAAAAAAAAAAAAAAGAGUAAAGAGACCCCAUGUGGCCCACACAGCCUAAAAUAUAAGCUAUUUACUACCUGACCCUUUAAAGAAAAGGUUUACUGGCCCUUGCAAUAUGUCAUUCAAGAUCAAAUUGUGUGGCCAGUUAGGCACAAACUUAUUUCUUUAUGUAGUCCAGCAUUGCAACAUUUCUUUCCUUUUAGAUUUCACGGUUUCUGCCUGUUCGAUCUUAGCACACAGCUGCUGUUCCACAUUAUUCCUGACUAAUGCUCGUGUAUUAAAGAAAAAAAUAUAUCUCCCUUUGUGGAUUGAGUAUUUGUUGAAUCUUGGACAUUCAAUGUGAUCUACUAGGAUAACUAGUUAAAGCUACAAGUACAAAGUCUUUUAAACUAAAAGUACUACAGUUGUCUUCAUGUUUAUGAGUCAGGGUGAACUUGACUCUCAUGGAGAGAUAUUCCCCUACAGCAGUGCUCAACACAAACGGAUUUCCUCAUGAACUUAAAGCCUAGAAUAGUGCCUCUCCUGGCAGGCAGAGAGCAUGUUAGUUUCACCCCCCAGAAACUAUACAGUAUAUUCAUGUACAGUAUAUUUGCAAGUUUAUCACUCCCCAAGCUUCGGUCAUAACUUGUGAAUAUAAAUGGCUGGUCUUUUUACCUGUCUGAACCUCUAAUCCAGAUCACCCAUCCUCAGCUCUCUUAAAAAUACCAGCAUGUCGAUGGCACCUUGUCAGCCCACCAGCAGCUUUAGACCGAAGUUCAGAGCUCUCUGGCCUGGCCAGUGAAGCCCGCUCCUGGUCAGGCCUAACUCACCUCAUUUUGAGGACCCACCUUUGGCACCUUGCCUCUUCCCUCUUCUGCUUAUGCCCCAAGCCCCCUUCCAGGAGGCUUCUUCUCUGGGAAGUCUCCUACUUCUCAAGUGCUUCACUGAACAUAUAUAUGUUGUAUUAGAAGCAUUUCUUUUCAUAACUAUUUUUCUUCUCGUAGUUAGCCAUUGGGUCCAAAUGCUAGUCACCUUACCAACUUCCUCACUCAAAUCGUUUUCUAUAAUCUACACUUCAUGUCGUCUUGUAGCUAAAUCUGUAGAAUUUGGGAGCUAGUUUGUGGAAGAGAUGCUAUACAAACAAGAUUUUCAUAAUUUUGUAUAUUUAUACCACAGGUAGGGAUUAGUUUUAGAGCCACUAUAGCUUAAGGUUAUAAGUUUCACCAGUGAUUUCUGCAUUCUUAAUAGUUCUAGGAGACUAUGUGACUAUGAUUUCAAAUACAUAUAUAUAAUACAUAUUUAUACACACCACUGUGAAAUUUAUUUCACUGUGUAAAUAGUGGUAUUUUCCUGUUCAAAUGCUUCUAUAGAAAGUAUUUAUUUUAACAAACAAAAAAAAUUAAUGUCAAAAGGGCUUUCCAAAAAAGUGUUCUUUCUAGAGAACCCAUCCUCCCCAGCUACGAUGCUCGGCCACUGAACCCCCAAACAACAUAGUGAAGGCAGAAGGGUGAGCCUUGAAGCCCUCACUGUAUUGAGGCAGAUGCAACUGGAUUGGGAACCUGAGCACAAUCCCCACUGUCACCCCAUCCCAGAACAAAGGGGGUCUCCCACAGUCGGUGUGGCUGCACCAGGCAUGGCAUCGGGGCUUGCCUCCAGCAGCCCACUUUUUGCAUAUACAGUUGGUACAUUCAGCUGUAGAUUUCAACAUCCUGUGCAGGGAGAUGAGCCUUAGUUGUAACCCCAAGGAAAUACAAACCUAUACCUGUGGGAUAUGGAGAAACCACUGGUUGCCUAAAGAAAGCAUUAAGAUGUAUUUUAGUCUUUCUCACCUUCGUGAAAGACCUGUUCCCACUCUCGUUAACCACGGGAGAUAAGCACGUUUCCUUCCGCACCUUGACUGAGUACUGAGCGCCUCAGCUCGCUGCCUCCUCCCUCUCUCAGCGUCUGUGCAGAUGUGGGCCAGCCCACCUAUACUGAUGGUACACAGUGAGGCCAUCUGCUCUAAGAUGUGUGCAGCUUUACUUCUCAGGAGUCCUGGUCUGCAAUUCAGCACCCAUAAAUGUAAUGGAACUGAUGCUUUCCCAUCAUGUUCCUCUUCCCUGUGCCCCAUUCCUGGGCACCCCUGUCUGAGUCACGAUUCUCAUUCUGCCCGGCUGGCUGGACUGAGAACUGCAGCUCCAGGACUGCGGUGAGCUUGGGACGACACACAGGGAUUUGUGUCAUCCAUUUGAACCAUAAUUAGCAUAUUUACUUAUGGCCUCCCUUUGUCUUUUCUAAACAAGUGAGGAAGACACUUGAACAGUAAUGCUGGAGAAUGUUUUUUUUCAGAUGCUAUUUGUAAGCAAAUCUGAUUUUAAGAGGAAAUGUGAAAGGGUAACUAGGUGCCAGGGAAUUUAGCACUGAACUAGACAGUCAAAACUUUUUUAACCUUUGCAGGAAGAAAUAAACUUUGCUCUCAUCUAAAUGUUCACGAGAAAUAAUGUUGUAAAUAGUUUUUAAAAAAUAUUUAUUACAUGUGCUGUGUACAGAUUCAUGUUCUGAGUGAUGUUGGUUUGCAUUGUAGUAUUGUAGAAGAAUAUAUUUUGAGCAGUGGACUUCCUUUCAUAACACAGUUCACACAUGGAGAAAGAACAAAAACCAGCAGGUUGAGAGCUGUUUGGGGCAUUUGAUCUGUAAUGUUACACCAAAUCCAAGUUUUAGUCGUUCCCUCUUCUCAUCUGGUUAUGUUAUAUAUUAUAUAUCUAUACACACACACAUAUGUAUGAUAAACUGGUCAGUGGUCAGCCCCCAGACCUGCAGAGCAGAUUUCCAGGUUUUCUUUCUGAUGUGUUGCCUGUAAGCAAUAAGAUUCUAGGUAAUAGCAUUUAUUCCGGGCUCUGCGUUAGCCCUUGUCUCAGAGGAUAGGGUGGGGGUAGAACAGCUCUUGCUAAGACCUCUUGCCUUUGCUGGAGAGGCUGCUGUACUUGAAUUUUUGCUUCUGUUUGUCUGCACGCUCCUUCACAUCAUACAACACUAGCAAUGGAUGAGAAAUCUGCCAGCACCAGACACAUCAAAAAUUGGGCAUAGAGACUGAAAAAUUACCAAUUUUCCAUGAAUUUGUAGGGUUUACAGAAUCUAGCUGAGGCAAAACUCAUUUGGCUAUAGCAUAAGUGUAAGAACCUUUCACAUUAAAAAUGUAAAUGGCCCAUAAAAAGUCCUUUGACUGUAUCUGAGCUACAUUUAAGAGCUAGCCCAUUUCCUGUACUCCUCCUCUGUGCCUGAGUUUGAAAUAUCUGAAGCCCCCUCCGUGUCUGGGGUUAAAUCAUUUAGGUUCGUGCAAAGAGGGCAGUUGCCUCUCCAAGCGUCCCAGCGUGUUCAGUCCAACAGAUUUCUAAGCUGUUUAGCAGCCUCUCCUUGUGACCGUCCUGAACUUUAUGAAAAAUACCCCACACCCAGAUAACCAUUAAUAGAAUAAUGUAGUUUUUUAGGCUUUUGGAAUAUGUCUUCUCUUUUGUAUUUAUGAUGGUGUUUGGAAUUUUUCACUAGUGUUUUUUUAGAUUGAAGUGGGUGCAUUAGGAUAAAACUUUCCGUUGCUGAGCCUGAAGCAAGCAAGAGGAAAGAAGCGGACCUAUGUUGUGUCUUUGGGAAGGUGACUACUUCUUGUGGUGGGGGGAGGGCGGGGGGGGGGGGCGUUAUAGAUUACGUGGGGUAAAAUAGAAUUCCUCCCUGAGGCUCCCGGAGUCUUAUGGCCUUGUAAUAAAUAAUCCCUUUAUUAGCCUCACUUAAUCUCAAUAGAAGCCUGCUGUUUACCCUCAGGGAACAAGUAGUUUUCAAAAUUGAGCUCCUCCCAGGUCAUUGGCCAGUGCCUGUGUGCAGGCAUUGGUCAUCUUUGUGAACUCAUGGCAUUAUUUUCCCGUAUGUAUUAUGAUAUUAAGAAAUUCAACCCCAACCUGUAUGAAAAGCACAGCCCAGGGUCCUACUUUUAGGCUAGAGUUAACGCCUUUGAGAGGCCAGGGGGUCAUAGGAGGCCCAUGCAAUUUAACUGAAGCUCAGGUGCCGUGUUGGGUUUUUAUUGGUUUUAGGCCACAGCCUUCAGAAUGAAUUUAGGGCAGGGCUGCUGAUCCGGCUGUGGAUCCAGGGAGCUCUAAGAUGAAUCUCUACCGUUCCUUUAAAGGUCUUUCUGGUUCUUCCCAGUGUUGUCAUUGCCGAGGUCAUUCUCGUAGUUGUUCAGAUGUGCUCCUUUUUGCUGUCUUGUGAGUCUUAGCCAGAGAUCCAGAUGCCCAAGGACAGAGUCUCCAGAGGGCCUAGCUCCUUCCUGGUACCAAGUGUGUGAUCCUGACCUGUGUGAAGGCGGUCUUGUCAAAAGUAGUGAAAUGAGAAUUUCUGCAAACGGUAAUCCGGAUGAUCAGCAUGUAUCCCUUGGGCCUGGACUUCCACUAUGUUAGUGAGUGUAGGAAAAUACUGUGUCUUUUAUGGAAGAAAAUUCAAUGUAUGCUGUGAAUUUGUUGGUUUGAAACAUUGAAAAUUUUUCAUUAGACAAUGUUUACAUACCUCACCUGAAGAACCUUUGAGAGUGUAUAUAUGAAAUUUAAAAUAUAUUAAGUUGCUUUAAAACAAUAUGUAUAGCUAUAAAAGUUGGAGUUAUUUUAACUUUGAAUAUGUACCAAGUCUCUUAAUUAUUGAAAUCUUGUGGACUUUUUGUGCUUCUGUGUUUUACUUUCCUAUUAGACCUUGUAGGAAACUGUGUUCUUGUUAUUGGUAAAGGGGCCCUCACUGAAAUCCAAGCUUGGAAGGAUUUCCUUUGUUGUUUCAGAUUUUCUAGUUUGGUUUUGAGGGAUGGGUUACGGAGCUAGAGGAUGUGUGGGCGGGAUUUCUCUAACGUUGACAUCUAUUCCAUGAGCUUUUCCUAGGCGCUUAUUUUAUU